UGUUGCUCACUUGACAGUGCUGGAGUGUAGGGUUGAUGCAUGCUGUCUUCAAAUAGAAUAGUAUCAAGUCUUCAUUGAAUUUAAAUUUAGUAAAUAUGACGGCAACGGCCAGCGCGCAAAAGAAGCUUGUUCAGUAUGUUGUUGUUCGAUCGGACUUGAUUCACACUUUGGCAUGGCCACUAGGUGCAGUAAUAACGCAAGCAUGCCACGCUACCACUGCUGCCAUACAUUUAUUCUACAGUGAUCCCGACACACAGGACUACUUAGCAGAUUUGGACAACAUGCACAAGGUGGUCUUAGAGGCUAAAACUGAGGAAGCCCUUUCAAGUCUGGCAUCAACGCUUACUGAAAAAGGUGUUUCACACAAACUCUGGAUGGAGCAGCCAGAGAAUAUCCCAACGUGCCUGGCCUUGAAACCUUACCCUAAAGAAACAGUACAGCCAUAUCUGCGAAAAUUCAAAUUGUUCAAGUGAGCGGACUCUGACAGACUGGAUCAAAUCUGCUUUGUGCAUGAGUGAUGUCUUUUGUGGCCUACAUCCCUUGAGUUUACAUUAUUGACUUCAGUGGUCAGCAAUGGGCCUUUUACGUACACAUACGUCUUAUGUUUUCCUGGACCACAGAACAAGCAAACCAAACUGUACACUUUUGUACAGAACUGUCAAAAAUAUAUUAUACUUUGAAUCAGCCAUAUACCAAAUGUGUUUGUGGUUGUGCAGCAAAUAAAAUAUCACCAAGAAACACCCAUUCAUAUGUAGCUUGGGAACUCCUAUGCCUCCCUGUGUGCUCGUUCCAAUAAGAAGGACAUGGAUAACCUGGCUGAAAUCUUCGUUUGGGAUUCCGACCACAGAACAGGGAGGGAGACAACACAUAUGAUGAGACAAACAUGAGCUUUAUUUACUUAGAGAUCUACCAGGUUGACAGCAGCUGUGAACCUAACUCUACAUCAAGCUUUUAAAAAAAAUAUUUAUAAUUUUUUUCUUAAAAGGUUUGAGCCUCAUUCUGCAAGCAUGUAAAGCAGGGCAGCCUUUCUGGAUCUGAGUGCUACCCAGGGCUAACCAAGGGCUACACAGCACUACCUUUGGGCUACUUGUCAUCAUCCUUAGUCACAUUGCGUUUCGUGAUCUGACAGACCACAACCAGGUGUCUGGUAUACAGUUAGCCAUGUACAGGCUGUAAGCUCAUCGUGGCCCACCAAAGUUCACAUCAGUCACCUGUCUCUAUCUUCAGUGGAACACAGGACAGUGGCGUUGUUCCCCUGUGUCAAGUUGUCUUCUUUUUUGUUUUUUGUUGGUCUGGAUUGGAAUUGGCCUACGCAGCAUUUCUUUGUCUGGACAUGUCAUGAUUAUAUUAUGUAGCACUAUAUUAAGUUUAUAUUAUAAACUCAGUGCUGUACUCUGCAAUAAAUUAAUGUGAGACAUUAACUCAUA
Messenger RNA from Engraulis encrasicolus (European anchovy), 1427 nucleotides. It is a transcript of the gene ptrhd1, whose product is annotated as peptidyl-tRNA hydrolase domain containing 1. Bases 96 to 473 code for a protein of 125 amino acids. NCBI's taxonomy places the organism in Eukaryota, Metazoa, Chordata, Actinopteri, Clupeiformes, Engraulidae. The transcript is spliced from 2 exons. Gene Ontology annotation, molecular function: peptidyl-tRNA hydrolase activity. The record is from RefSeq and is a predicted model, not a curated record.